This is a messenger RNA of Capsella rubella, 1490 nucleotides long. Its product is annotated as protein ABIL3. NCBI's taxonomy places the organism in Eukaryota, Viridiplantae, Streptophyta, Magnoliopsida, Brassicales, Brassicaceae. The coding region runs from base 408 to 1373 and encodes 321 amino acids. The record is from RefSeq and is a predicted model, not a curated record. The transcript is spliced from 10 exons.
GUUGCUUUAGAGCUGUGGAUUCUACUUCUUGUCUGGUUGUUCUUAAUUUAUUUAAGAUUACUUAGCGUGUUGUUGUUACCUUAAAACAUCCACAGAAUCAUGUAAUCUUUUGUGUUUAAAAUUCAAAACACUUAAAGAUCUUCUUGUGGGAAUAAGUAUUCCCUAAUUUUUAAUUCUGUUUGGACUUAAAGUUACAAGAGUCAUGCUUUCGUAUGAAUCUAUAUAUCAUUAGGUACCUAACUUUCAAUUAUGCUAGCAGCGUGAACUAGUGAAAUUUCAAAUUAUUGCAGCUUUAUACCAAGUCUUUUUGAGUGUUUCGGAUCAAAGAUAACUUCUGCAAUGAUUUUAACAAAGUGAAAGAGAUAACAGGAGUUGGGAUUGCAUUGUUAGUUAAUCUUUGAAUCAAAAUGAGUGCAGCGGCUACAAUGUCCAUGCCCCGAGAAGCGUCUAAUUACGAUGAGAUCUCUAUGCAACAGAGCAUGCUCUUCUCUGAUAGUCUUAAGGAUCUAAAAAAUCUGAGAACACAGUUGUAUUCAGCAGCUGAGUAUUUUGAACUAUCCUACACAAAUGAUGAACAAAAACAGAUAGUCGUGGAGACACUGAAAGAUUACGCGAUAAAGGCUUUGGUGAAUACAGUUGACCAUUUGGGGUCUGUGACGUAUAAAGUCAAUGACUUUGUCGAUGAAAAAGUUGAUGAAGUUGCAGGAGCCGAACUACGAGUGUCUUGCAUCGAACAGAGGCUACGGAUGUGCCAAGAGUACAUGGAUCAUGAAGGUCGUUCUCAGCAGUCACUUUUGAUCGAGACUCCAAAGUUCCACAAGCGAUACAUCUUGCCUUCGGGCGAAAUCAAAAGAGGUGGCAACCUCGCAAAGCUGAAGAAUGUUGAAGGUAGUUUUGAUGGAGAAGAGGACUUGAACCAAUUCAGAAAUGCUGUUCGUGCUAAAAUUCGGGAAACGCCUCCACCACCCGUAAAAAAACCAAUACUUCAGUCUCCGUCUCAAAGGAAACCUCAACGUUCAGCAACCUUUUCGUUCUCGUCUAUCUCCACAGCACCAAAGAAAGAACAAGAUAAGCGAGAAGUAUCACCUCAUCGGUUUCCCCUUCUAAGAUCUGGUUCGGUUGCAAUCCGACCGUCAUCAGUUAGCCGGCCAACGACCCCGAGCAAGAGUAGAGCGGUAACUCCAACUCCUAAACGGUAUCCAUCAGAACCAAGAAGAUCAGCUUCGGUUCGCGUUGCGUUUGAGAAAGAAGCACAAAAAGAACCAGAGCAUCAACACCAACCAAGCAAGAGCAAACGGCUGCUUAAGGCGUUGCUUAGCCGACGCAAAACCAAGAAGGACGAUACUCUCUACACUUACUUAGACGAGUAUUGAACCGAAAGCUGGCUUUGUAUUUCCACUGGUAAACCAGAAAAUUACAUUCCAGUUUUUAUUACAUUUUUGUAUUAUAUAAUGUCAAUAUAUAUGCUUUUUGUUACAUUUUGAUGUGAA